AUGGCUGGCGAGCAAAGCAAGGGGAAGGGGCAAAACGGCAUAGGGGGAGGGGAACAGCUAGCUUUCUCUAGGGCAAACCUAACGGGCAAGGAACGGGAAAGGAGGAGAAACGGUGAAGUUAGUGAUGUACUAUCCUCCAAAAACGAGCCACUAAUUUCUCUUUCUAGCAACCAAAGGUAUCAAGCUACUGCUACUCCAGGUAAAAGUGAGAGGGAGAUUGUUGAGCCCUUUAGAAAAAUCCAAGCACAGUUACAUGAACUAGCAUCCAUCAAGGAAGAAAAGAGAAUUGAUGUGACACAGAAAUGUCAAAGUGAGAGAGGGAAUGUGGAUUCCCUUCUCAAGUUAUUAAGGAAGCACUCAGCUGAUCUGGACAGAAAGACUUCUGAAGAAGAUGAUCAAAAUGACUUGCUAGACAGAAGAAAUCAAUUUGAGGAUGAGCUAGUUUCAAACUUCUUUGAUGCUAAUAAUAUCAACAAAGAAGUUAAUGCGUCAGAACCUGCUCCAAACCCCAGGCCAACUUCAAAUUUCAAGCAGAGAUCUCCUAUUCCAAGGGUGAAAUUUCAACUAGUAUUUGUAGCAGAUGAAGACAUCAACUCGGAAUGA
Molecule: messenger RNA, 603 nt
Organism: Dioscorea cayenensis subsp. rotundata (Guinea yam)
Lineage: Eukaryota; Viridiplantae; Streptophyta; Magnoliopsida; Dioscoreales; Dioscoreaceae
Product: SAP-like protein BP-73
Exons: 2
Coding region: 1-603 (200 amino acids)
Source: RefSeq, a predicted model, not a curated record